UUCAAACAUAUAUAUAUUAGCUACAUUAAUAAUAUCCAGAAUCAAUCAUCAUAAUAAUUAAUAUCCAAAAUCUUUUCUCUCGAUCAAUCAGGCCGGUAGCAUAAAAUGGCAGAAUCAGAGGAAAUCCAGCCACUUGUCUGCGAUAAUGGAACUGGGAUGGUUAAGGCUGGUUUUGCUGGAGAUGAUGCUCCAAGGGCUGUGUUCCCAAGUAUUGUAGGUCGACCUCGUCACACUGGUGUGAUGGUUGGAAUGGGUCAAAAAGAUGCUUAUGUUGGAGAUGAGGCUCAGUCCAAGAGAGGUAUCUUAACUCUGAAAUACCCAAUUGAGCAUGGUAUUGUCAACAAUUGGGAUGACAUGGAAAAAAUAUGGCAUCACACCUUCUACAAUGAGCUACGUGUUUCCCCAGAAGAGCACCCCGUUCUCCUAACUGAAGCACCUUUAAAUCCAAAGGCCAAUCGUGAAAAGAUGACUCAGAUUAUGUUUGAGACGUUCAAUGCCCCUGCUAUGUAUGUAGCUAUCCAAGCCGUUCUUUCCCUGUAUGCCAGUGGCCGUACUACUGGUAUUGUUCUUGAUUCAGGAGAUGGUGUGAGUCACACUGUUCCCAUAUAUGAGGGUUAUGCCCUUCCACAUGCUAUCCUUAGAUUGGACUUGGCUGGACGUGAUCUCACUGACAGUUUAAUGAAGAUCCUUACAGAGCGUGGUUAUUCUUUCACCACUACAGCAGAACGAGAAAUUGUAAGAGACAUGAAGGAGAAGCUUGCUUACAUUGCUCUCGACUACGAGCAAGAGCUUGAGACUGCCAACACUAGCUCUUCUGUCGAAAAGAGCUAUGAGCUUCCUGAUGGGCAAGUCAUCACCGUUGGUGCUGAGCGUUUCCGUUGUCCAGAGGUCUUAUUCCAACCAUCAUUAAUUGGAAUGGAAGCUGCUGGUAUUCAUGAGACCACAUAUAACUCCAUCAUGAAAUGUGACGUGGAUAUUAGGAAAGACCUCUAUGGAAACAUUGUGCUUAGUGGUGGUACAACUAUGUUCCCUGGCAUUGCUGAUAGGAUGAGCAAGGAAAUUACAGCAUUAGCCCCAAGCAGCAUGAAGAUCAAGGUUGUUGCACCACCCGAAAGGAAGUACAGUGUCUGGAUUGGAGGGUCCAUAUUAGCAUCACUAAGCACAUUCCAGCAGAUGUGGAUUGCAAAGGCAGAAUAUGACGAAUCUGGUCCUUCAAUUGUGCACAGGAAGUGUUUCUAGGUCCAUUUGAAGACAUGAAGUAGAACUUUCAACAUUUAAUCUUCACAUGUUACGUGUUAUGAUGUCAAAUACAUUGUUUUGUCAUGUUAGGGGGUUGAAAUCGAGCGAGACAAUUGUUGUAACUUUGGCAAUUUUUUCAUUCCAAUCUCAGUUUAGAAGCAACAUAUCAAGUAUUUUGAUUUUUCAAUGAUUGAGAUUGUGAUGAUUUUAGUGGCACGUAAUCCAUCAAUGUUCAUGUAAUUUGGUUGCUUUCAGCUUA
This is a messenger RNA of Erigeron canadensis, 1498 nucleotides long. RefSeq names its product actin-like. The coding region runs from base 106 to 1239 and encodes 377 amino acids. NCBI's taxonomy places the organism in Eukaryota, Viridiplantae, Streptophyta, Magnoliopsida, Asterales, Asteraceae. The record is from RefSeq and is a predicted model, not a curated record. The transcript is spliced from 5 exons. Gene Ontology annotation, cellular component: cytoplasm.